UAGAAGAAGAUGGUAGUUCUUUGCUCUGCUAAUUCCCUUUCAUAAUAUUUCAUAGGAUUCUACUCUACAUGUAUUUUUUAUUUUGUAUUGUUUUUGUUCUCAGGAAAAUUUGAAGGAAUUCAACAGGAGGGAUUUACUGUGAACCAAAGAAGUUAAGCUUGUAAAUUAUCUUGCUAAUCACAGACUUCCAUGAAACGCAGAUAGCUCCAAAGACUUUCUGUCUCUGCAAAACCGUCUUCAUCAAAUCACACUAAUGGACCCUCAGGCGGGCAGCAGCCAGUCUGUCAUUAGCUUUGCUGACAAAUCCCCUGCCAGUACUUUCAAACCAACUCACUCUCGGAAUAACAGCACGGGUUCAUCCAAGCAUUCAAAACAGUCUCGUAACUGGGAGAUCAUGGAUGAUGGCUACUCUGCCCCUGGUUCCUCUAUGGACCUCAGUAUUCCUGGGAUCUGUGAGGGUUAUCUCAUGAAGAGAAGGAAGUACCCACUAAAGGGAUGGCACAAGAGGUACUUCCUUUUGGAGAAGGGUAUUCUCAAAUAUGCAAAGACUCAACAAGAUAUUCUGAAAGGAAAACUCCACGGUUCCCUGGAUGUCAGCAUGGCUGUUAUGUCAGUGAACAAAAAGGCCAAACGAAUAGAUCUCGAUGGUGGAGACAACCUUUACCAUCUUAAGGCAAAGAGCAGUGAUCUCUUCUACAUUUGGCUGACAAAGCUGGCUGCCCACCGUGUUUUUAGAAAACAUGAAGCAAUGAGUGUCCAUCGAGGUGUUCUUCAUGCUCUUUCAAUGAACCAGAGUUCACUGCCCAUUAUGGCCAAUAUGACCCAUCAACACCAAUCAACUCUGCCUCACUACGCCAGCUCAGCAUCUGUAGCCGGUCCAGAGAUGAACGCUGCUCCCAUGUCCUCUUACUCGGGGGUCAACAACAAGGUGUCUGCUUGGCUCCAGCAGACCCACAACAUUGAUGCAACUUCUAAUGACCUGGCUCGGAGUCAAGCAGAACUGACAGAACUGGUUCAGCUCAUACAGAGACUCCACUGGCUUGAAGGAGGAAUCCCGCUCACUAACACUGACCUUGAGAUGCGCAUCAGCAUGCAGAAUCUUUUCUUGGAGAAACCCAAGAAGAAGUCUGGGAAGGUGGGUCACUCAAGGACUUUGUCUCGUGUUGAAGCCAUGGGUGGAAUGUUCACAUCAAGUCAUCUGAGUACAAACAACGGUUCCAAUAUGGCUGCGUCUGUUCAGUCCAUACCAGACUAUGUUUAUACGCAGCUCUCAAACCCUCAAGUAACCUCACCGGAGGCUAAAAAGCUACACCAAGACAUUUGUGUUCUUUCUCAGAGGGUGCAUGCUUCUCUGACCUCCAUUCAUGAGGUAUUGACCAUGGAAAGGGAGAGACUGAGACAGGCUUGGGCUAGCCCUGACCUGAGGCAGAAUGCAUCACAGCAGCUGGCAACACUGUGCACCACACUUUCUGAGCUUGAUGUGCAGUCCCAUCUGACCAAAGUCCAUUCGGUUUCCCUGUCCUCUGGCUCUACUGAUGAAUCCUUCUGUACUGUCUGUACAGAUCAGAGGUCGCCGUCUAUAAGUCGUCAUAGUCAUCGUGCUCCUUCAGUGGCAGACUCUAUGGCAGAAUAUUUUGAUGCCAAUGAGGUGAUCGUAUGCGAGACCUCGUCAGAGGCUGAGGCAUCAGAUGAGUCAGGCUUGAGUGACAUCACUACAACCAGCACCUCAGAGCCUGAUGAAGGUCACUCCACUGCCACUCUCAACUACAGAGAGAGUCUAAAUAGCGCAACUGACAAGCCCAACCUAGUGCGCACCGAUACAGGGCGUCGCACCAAACUCCCCGCUCCUGGAGGAGACAACAGUCACAUUGGCAUUAUGACCAUCCUUUACAAUAACAUUGGCAAGGACCUGUCCAGAGUCUCUAUGCCAGUGGCUCUUAAUGAGCCUCUGUCUUUGCUGCAGAGACUUAGUGAAGAGCUAGAGUAUACAGAGCUGUUGGACAUUGCCAAUAACACUGAUGACCCAUAUCUAAGAAUGGUUUAUGUGGCAGCAUUCUCAAUUUCUGGUUAUGCUUGGGUGCCAGUUCUAAUUUUUAUUUUUUGUCCAGAUGUACAGCCCGAUGACCACUUCCAGUUCUACGGUUUCUCACGUUAUGCCAGAGAACUAAAUGAACUGACUGCAGACUUGAAAGAUGUCCUCCCCCCAACAGAUACUCGCUUCAGGCCAGACCAGAGGCUCCUAGAAGAGGGGAAAUUGGCAGAGGCAGAUAAAAGAAAAGACGAGGUGGAGGAAAAGCAAAGAGAAAGGAGGAAGGAAAUGGCUAAAAGAGGAGAGGAACACAUCCCUAGGUUCUUCAGAAAAGCACUUGAUGAGGCUGGCAGAGAGGUGUGGCUGUAUAAUGGAACCUACUGGAAGAUCCGUCAAGAUCCAGGCUUUUCAAAGACUGAAAAUCUAGACUUGUGGUAGAGCACUAAAUGUACAUGGUGAAGUUUCAGAUUGCAGAGUACAAUUUUUCUUAAAGUACAAAUUGCAUCGGUACUGUGGUGACUCAACUACACAAACUAAGACUGUGUGCUCUGUACAUUGCUCCUAGCAUCGGGAUUGCUUGAUUGUUCAUAGAAACAUGAAUGAACCUUAAUUUAGUAUGCAACAUGGAUGCAAGAUGGAAUGAUGAAACCUGUUAACCAAAUUAGUUUAGUUUUGGUCAAACUGUCGGUAUCAGACUUUUUAUUUUCUUCCAUUUAACUUCUGUCUAAUUUGUAUUUGUCUUACCUUAAACACAUGGAGAAAACAUUGUAUUUUCAGCUUUUACACAUCAAGGGCAGGGGUAGUUAUAUUUUAGGGGAAUGUGUUGUGUUGCUCUUUUUCCUGCCACACAAUACAUAUGUCUGACAUGAAUUGUAUUUUCUCAUUUGGUUUGGCAUUGUGAUCUCUUUUGGUGUUUUGGGUAUACAUUACAUAAUCAAGUUUUAUUGUUUAUUUUUGCUUUCAUUUAGUGAUCGACUAGAAUUACAUAGACCAAAAUUGCUUGGCUUUUACCGAUUUCAACAUUUUGCCAACAAAAAAAUAGAAAAUUCUUAUUUUAAGUCCCCCCCCCCCCUUCCAAAAUAAACAAUCCUAUCAAGACUUU
Cyprinodon variegatus (sheepshead minnow) is the source of this 3131-nucleotide messenger RNA. Its product is annotated as oxysterol-binding protein-related protein 6-like. The transcript has 20 exons. Gene Ontology annotation, molecular function: cholesterol binding. NCBI's taxonomy places the organism in Eukaryota, Metazoa, Chordata, Actinopteri, Cyprinodontiformes, Cyprinodontidae. Gene Ontology annotation, cellular component: intracellular membrane-bounded organelle; cytosol; perinuclear endoplasmic reticulum. The record is from RefSeq and is a predicted model, not a curated record. Bases 254 to 2467 code for a protein of 737 amino acids.